Molecule: messenger RNA, 2824 nt
Organism: Nematostella vectensis (starlet sea anemone)
Lineage: Eukaryota; Metazoa; Cnidaria; Anthozoa; Actiniaria; Edwardsiidae
Product: trophinin
Molecular function (GO): calcium ion binding
Source: RefSeq, a predicted model, not a curated record
AAUAAGAUAGCGUAUCUCUAGCGUGCGUCGUUUAGUUUGCCAUUAGUAGCGAUGAGGACAAGACCUCACUCUCUUGGCUCAGGCCUCUCUGCUCUGUGCCUGAUGAUGUCCAUAGCUACAUGUCUCGGACAGCAUCUUCUUCAUGAAGACGACGACUAUCGUCGUUCCAUCAAGUUUGUCGGACAUCAAAGCAAGCGUCUUUUGGUGCCGAUUUCUGCUAAGGAUGCGACAAACGAAACCGUUGUGCAGAAAAGCCUUUUAACAGAUGACGUCAUGGACUGCUCGUUCGAGUGUCUUUCCGAAGAUUGGUGCCACUCCCUAAACUUCCGGCUGACUUUGACGAAGAGUGGGCGGCACGUGUGUGAGCUCAUCUCCACGGAUAGAUACAACCAUUCAGAACACUUGGUACAAGACAAAGACUUUGUGCACCUUGGGAUAAAGUCCCCAUGCGAAGAUUCUCCUUGCAAAAACGGAGAUUGCGUGAUCGUAUACCACAAGCCAUACUUCCACUGCGCAUGCACAGCCGGUUUUACUGGACAAACCUGUUCAGCAGAUAUAAAUGAAUGUGCAGAUGGAUCUCAUACGUGCUCAAACAAAGCUACGUGCACCAAUACCGUUGGAUCGUUCACAUGCGCCUGCAAAGCGGGUUAUACUGGAGAUGGGCACACAUGUCAGGAUAUAAAUGAAUGUGCAGAUGGAUCUCAUACGUGCUCAAUCAAAGCUACGUGCACCAAUACCGUUGGAUCGUUCACAUGCGCCUGCAAAGCGGGUUAUACUGGAGAUGGGCACACAUGUCAGGAUAUAAAUGAAUGUGCAUAUGCACUUGAAAAGUGCUCAAACAAAGCUACGUGCACCAAUACCGUUGGAUCGUUCACAUGCGCCUGCAAAGCGGGUUAUACUGGAGAUGGGCACACAUGUCAGGAUAUCAACGAGUGUGAAAUUGGUUCUCAUGAUUGCCAUAGCGACGCUCUCUGUAUCAACUAUCCUAGCUCAUUCAUCUGCAAAUGUAAAAAAGGUUUUGGCGGCGACGGGAAGAUUUGUUUUGCUCUUGCACCAUUCAAGUUUACUACACUUGGCGCUAGCGGUCGUACCGGCCCAGUCUCUCUCGGUAGUCACUACCUGGGCAAGCAUCAUGAUGGUCACGUGACUCUGGUAAAUGGAACCCAGCACUGGACCGUCGAUGUCACCGGAAAGUACCGGAUCGAGGCUGUGGGCGCCAGCGGAGGAUAUGAUAAUCAAUCCAAUUCUAGAUCAUACCGCAGUCGAGGAGCGAGAAUAACGGGGUCAUUCGACCUCAGCAAAGGCGACGUGAUCAGGAUUCUGGUCGGACAAGAGGGUGGGAUCAACAAUGAUUCUAGCUCAGGGGGAGGGGGAGGUAGUUUUGUGGCGAAAGGGAAUAUUCCACUGAUUGUAGCAGGAGGCGGCGGUGGGAUCGAGUGGGCCAAUAACAGACACUCGACAUGUGACGCGAGCACAACCACAAGUGGUAACAGCGGCUAUGGAGGCGCGGCCUGGCCGGGAGGGACUGCUGGCAAUGGUGCGACCACUGCGGACAGCAAUGUGUCAGGUGGCGGAGGCGGUGGAUUUUACACUGAUGGCCAGGGUAGCAGAAACAAAGGAGGAAGUGGAGGGGAGGGUGGGAAGGCGUUCCUGCAUGGAGGGGUGGGAGGUCGUCAGUUCAGCUCAAACUCAUAUGGAGGAUUCGGUGGUGGGGGCGGUGCAUGUGGGUGUAAUGGAGGAGGAGCAGGUGGAGGUGGAGGGUACUCAGGGGGGGGCUGCGGUGAUAAUGUUGGUCACUCCUGUGGAGGGGGUGGAGGUUCGUACAACAGCGGGUCGGACCAGGGUGCAGAGUGUUGUUUUAAUGACGCUGGUCACGGAUACGUGCAGGUCACUCGAAUUCGUUAGAACACAAAACCAAGGCUGUACGUUAUGGUACAAAUGAAUUUUGUAUCGCACGUUCAGAUAAACACAAUUAUUCAAUUGUUAUGGUUCUUGACGAGACACUAUAUAGAGGAGAGUGUCAGAGUGUUUGUGCCGGAGAAGGGGUUGGGGGUUCAAUUAGAGGGGCUCUGUUCAUUGUCUUGGGUUAGAGCCAAAUCAGCUUAUGUUGUUUAUUGUUCAUUGCCUUGGGUCAGGGCCAAAGUAGCUUAUGUUGUUUAUUGUUCAUUGCCUUGGGUCAGGGCCAAAGUAGCUUAUGUUGUUUAUUGAUCAUUGCCUUGGGUCAGGGCCAAAGUAGCUUAUGUUGUUUAUUGAUCAUUGCCUUGGUUCAAGGCCAAAGCAGCUUAUGUUGAUCAUUGUCUUGGUUCAAGGCCAAAGCAGCUUAUGUUGAUCAUCGUCUUGGGCCAGGGCCAAAGCAGCUUAUGUUGUUUGUUGAUCAUUGUCUUGGGCUAGGGCCAAAGCAGAUUGUGUUUUUUAUUGAUCAUUGCCUUGGUUCAAGGUCAAAGCAGCUUAUGUUGAUCAUUGCCUUAGGUCAGGGCCAAAGCAGCUUAUGUUGUUUGUUGAUCAUUGCCUUGGGUCAGGGCCAAAGCAGCUUAUUUUGUUUAUUGAUUAGUGCCUUAGGUUAGGGCCAAAACAGCUUCCUUUUUUUAUCAUUUAGGUUAGAGCAAAAGUAGCUUAUGUUCUGGAUGUGUUGCUUGGGAAGAGUUGUUUUUUUAUGCCAAAAUCCCCCCUACCUUCCAGUUUUCAUUCUGCUAAGACUCUGUACCGAUGAAUAGGAAAAGGAUCAAGCCUUAUGUCCCCCACCCCCUCCCCAAAUGACGCAACGUGUAUAAUAUGUUCUAAGCAGUUGUAUGUUGUAGCAAAUAAAUAAAAAGAAUAAAGCAAA